Gloeophyllum trabeum ATCC 11539 is the source of this 654-nucleotide messenger RNA. RefSeq lists its product as uncharacterized. Bases 1 to 558 code for a protein of 185 amino acids. The record is from RefSeq and is a predicted model, not a curated record. Gene Ontology annotation, molecular function: RNA binding. Gene Ontology annotation, biological process: RNA processing. Lineage: Eukaryota; Fungi; Basidiomycota; Agaricomycetes; Gloeophyllales; Gloeophyllaceae. The transcript is spliced from 4 exons. Gene Ontology annotation, cellular component: nuclear exosome (RNase complex); cytoplasm.
AUGGCAGCCGACCUCGUUCUCCCAGGACAGCCCAUCCAGCUGCCCAGGGGUCCCGCCCCGCAGCUGGGCACCGGUGUCUACAGCAGGGACGGCCAAGUCAGAGCCAGUCUCCUCGGUGUCCCCCGCCAGGAAGGAUCUACUCUGACUAUAUCGCGAAUAACGCCGCGAGCCCCAGUGCCUAACUCGAUAGUGCUUGGUUCUGUCACUCGGCUCACACCCGUACAAGCUAUGGUCGCGAUUACAGUCGUCGACGGGGUUCCUUUGCCCCUCGGUGAAGAGUUUACUGGCGUCAUUCGUGCGCAAGACGUUCGGUCCACAGAGAAGGACAAGGUCAAGAUAGGUGAUUGCUUCAGAGGCGGGGAUGUCGUCAAAGGCCUGGUGAUAUCUCUCGGUGAUGCUAGGAGUUAUUAUAUCACCACUGCCCGUAACGAUCUUGGAGUGAUAUUUGCAACGAGCGAAGCGGGUGCUACCAUGGAGCCCGUAUCAUGGCAAGAAAUGCGCUGCCCAAUGACUGGGAGACUCGAGAAACGAAAAUGCGCUAAACCUGAGGGACUGUAGCUGCCCCACCCCUUAGCAAUACACGUAGGAUAGUCGAAUAGAGAAUACUAUACUGUAAUAAGAUGACAAUGAGGCAGAGCUCGUUUCCAUUGUGCC